AUGGAGCUGAGACCUGAUGCCAGCCACAAGGAGAAUGUGCCCCCCAGGCCAGCAACCUCCCUGAGGCCAGAGCCACGGAGACUCCGGAAGAGCCUGGGUGUCGGCCUGGCCAGUAGACGUGGCUGGUGGGUGCCCGUGGGCCCGGCUGAGAGGGGAGGGCCUGCUGCCACACCGUGCCCGGGGACAGCGCUGCGCCAGGAGCCUUGCCGAGUCCAGAGCAACCUGGCCAGCCCCAACCCCAGCCUGGGCCUCGUCCUGAGGGACAUGACCGGCCGGCUGACCAACUCAAGCUUCCAGCAGCAGGACAACCUGCAGCCCUUGGUUGGGAGACCCCAAGGGAGAGUCCAAGACUUUGCCAUCCAGCAAAGUAACUUGUGUGCUAGGGAGACCCACACGGCUGAGUGUGGACGUCUCACCAGCCCCCAGCUCUGGUCAGAGCCUCAGGAGAGCUUCCGGCCCCACCUGAUGCCGCAGGGAAGCCCCCUACCCCGAGGGCCACUGGCUCACCCAUCCUCCAAUCUGAGGCAGUCCUGGCUGCUGGCCACAGAUAUCUCUUGCCCAGACAUCAGGCUUGCUACUGGGCUGGCCCCACUCAAAGGGCCCACAUGGUCAGACCCCAGAUCCCGGUGUGGCCUGGGGGGGUGGACCUCCAGGCUCGUGGGGGAACCCCUGACCCUGAAAGACCUGGCUGUCCCUGCCCAGAGCCCACCUCGGGCCCCAUCCCAAGCUGCCAUUCACCAGCUGCUGGUCUGCGUUCAACGCCUGGAGUGCCAGGCAGUGCGGCUCAGGUGCCAGGUAUCCCGGGAAUUCCCAGGCCCUGUGCGGCAGGAGCCCUGGACCAGAGCUGGCCAGACACUCCCUGUCCGCCCCCAGCUCAGCCAGCCUGUUCUUGAUUCCUGGGAUGAGAGGAGGAGACACUCCCGAGGCCUCAGGGAAACUACCAGUUUCCCAGAGACACCGGGGCCCCAGGAGGUUCUCUCAGACUCUCAGGCAAGUAGCAAGCAUGCAUCUCUGGGGACCACUCUGGAGAUGCUGCCUGGGGAUGCCCUUGACCCUGAGCAGGUGGUCCUUUCUGCCUGCCCCCUAAGGCAAGGAGAGCAGGGCUCCCCGGGGACUACACACGGCUGGGGGCAGAGGGGGGACCCCCUGCGCCCUCCAGGUGUGGACAGCAGGGAGGCCAGACUCUGCUCUUCAGCCUCGUCCAGUUCAGCCCAGGGCAUCCUCCCUGGGCGGGAAGGAGGGGAUGGGACCCCAAGGGAGCGGAUCAGCAGGGAGAAAGAAAGGCCAGCUUCCAGGAAUGCCCUGCAGAGCAAAGCCAGAAACACGGUGAACCUGGAGCCUGAGUUAGGCCGCUGGCAGUGGCUGUCCAGAUGUUUCAGAGCAUGGUGGCGCUGGGCACAGCGGCGGCGGGCAGUGGCGGCGGCUGUGGCCCUGGGCCGGCGGCAGCUGUUACGCAGGGGUCUGCGGGCGCUGCGGUGGGCACUGUGGCUCCGGGAGGCCCAGCUGGAGGCGGCGUGGGGGCGACACACACAGGCCCUGCUGGCCCGGACCUUCCAGAAGUGGAGACACUUGAUUCAGCAGCACAAACAAGGGCAGCCUCACUUCCACGCUGGGCCAAGACCCCUGUGCUCCGGGGGAGACCAGGACCAAGGCCCCUCAGGAAGGAAGCCGGUGGUGGACGGUGCCUGGAGAAGCAGAGGAUGGGGAGGCCCCCCCCCCCCAAACACCUGGCACUCUCCUGCUGCAGGUGCAGCCUGGGUGGCCCUACUGGACCCUCAGCAUCAGAGAGCCUGUCUCUGCAGGUGCUUUGGGGCCUGGCAGCGUUUCGUGCAAAGAGGGACCCGGUACCGGGCCCAUGUGGCCAACCUCCAGGCAGGGACCCUGAGGACGUGCUUGCAGCAGUGGGUGCAGAUGAAGCAGCUCCGGGCGUCAGACGGAGCAAAGGUGGCCCAGCUGUCUCUUUGUUGGCGGAAGGCAGGGAACAUGGCCCUCUUCAGCUCAGUCCCUGAAGGGGCCACAGUGCAUGGGCUGAGGCUGAUGGCCACGGCGCGGGUGCUGCCCCAGGAGCAAGGCUGGGGCUCCUUGCAGGAAGCCUGCCGGAGGCUGGCCCUCCAGCGGGCGCUGCUGCUCUGGAGGACGCGGCUGUCCCAGCACCAGCAGGCGGACUCCUUCUUCGAGGGCAUGCAGUGGCGGGCACUGCGGCACAUCCUGAGGGGCUGGCGCCUGAGAGCACGAGAUGCGGGCAGUGCCAGGAUCGCCUCAGCCCCAGAUCCGCUGGGCGGUGCCCUGGGAGGGGAGGCCCCUCCAGGCCACAGUACACACCGGAGAAGCUCCUGGGACAAGGCUUCCAGGGCCCCCGCCCUCCUGGAGAUGCUCCAGUUGAGCCUUCUGUGCGCAGUGGGUCGGCGACAGCAGGGGCAAUGCCUUCUGCUCUGGCGGGCGCGGGCCCAGCAGUCCCGGGACGCAGCGAGGUGGCAACAGAGCAAGCUUCAGAGGCGCAUCCUCCUUGACUGGAGCCACUGGGCAACAGCCCAAGGGGCCCGGAGAGGGCUGGCUGCCCGCUGGGCCUGGAAUCGGAGGUGCAGGGCCACCCUGGGCCUGUGGCGGCAGCGGCUGGUACAGCGGCGGGAGGUGGAGUGGCGGGCCCGGGAAUGGGGCCGGAGACUGCAGCAACGUGCCCUGGGCCACUGGCACUGCUACUGGCAGAGACAGGUGUUCCUGCAGGAGAAGUGCCAGCGGUGGGUGCAGGCCCGCCUCCAGGGCCUGCGGAGUGCCGUAUUCUGGGGCUGGCAGCAGGCGGCAGCUCGCCGGAGACCUGUGGCAGCCAGUCCAGAGCAGCUCCUAUUGCAGAGGGGACCUGGACCCACACCACCAGGCUCCCACACCAUCCCAGGCAGCCUGCCCUCAGCAGCCAGGGCCGCUCCUCUGCCCCUGUUCUGCAGACACUUCCAGGCCUGGUGUGGAGCCAUGAAAGCCUCCCGGGCCGAGCGUUCAGCCUUCCAAGAUGGUCUGAGGAGACGGAUACCCAGGGCCACAUUUGCCAGUGAGGCCCAAGUGCCCACAGCCCAGCCUCGGGAGCUGCGUGUGGCCCGGGCCUCCUGCUGGAGAAGCCGAGAGCAGGGCUGCCAGGCAGACAGGCAGCUGAGGAGGACCUGGGCCCAGCAGGCCUUCGUUGCAAGGCGAGUGGCCCUGGGCCAGUGUUGCAAGGCCCAUCAGCAGACAGGAGAGACCUCCAGGGCCCAGGCCCUUUGCUGGAUGCUGUGGGCACGUGAGUCCUGCCAGCACCGAGUCCUUCGAGACCGUGCUGUCCCGACUGUGAGCGCCAGGUGGGUGCCCUCAAGCCUGAGGUCAGUCCCGUACUGUGUGGGGCCAGCUUGGACCUUGAACUUGUUUAGGGUCAGGGUACAGAGUAUUUGGUGGCUAGUGGCGGGGCUCUGGGGGCUGGGGGUGAUGGGAGAGAACAUCCUGGUCAUUGCAGCUAGUCCUGGGGUCAAACGCCAGCUCUGUAUUCUCCAGCCACGCCACCCCCUCCUUGGGGUCCUAAAGACCUGGACCCAGUCAGCGACUCAGGGCCACGUCCAGCGAACUGCCAUCACCCACUUCCAGCAGGCUGGGCCCAGGCGCUUCCUGCGAACCCACUGGGCCCAGUGGCGGACAGCGCUGCUCAGAGUGUGGCUAGAACCACAGGCCCAGGAGGCCAGCAGAGCCCACCCGGCCAGGCGGAGGGCCAGCCUCCAGCGCUGGCCUGGGCUGGCCACCAGAGGGCGUCUCCUAGUGCUGAUGAACCCCCCAGCCCUGAAGAGGCAGACCCGCAGCUGCAGGCCAUCGGCCAUGGGGCCCAGCCCAACCCAGCACCGCAGCCCCAGUGGACAGAUGCGGGGAGAAGUGUCCUGGGCUCAGAGCCCGGCUGCGCCGGCUGCAGAGCUCCCAGCAGGCCAGGCUCCGGGCAGCCAUGUGGCAGCGCUGGGUAGAUGCUCAUGGGGCAGAGAGGCUGGCAUGGACACUCGUGAGUGGGGGGCCCCUUCCCAACCUCACGCUGAUCGCCCACCCCGUCCCUUUCCCAGCCCUAACCCCUGGACACAUGGUCUCUCCAAGGCUGCAGGUGGGGAGAGGCAGCGGAGGGGCUGGGGGCUGCCAGGGACAGCGGUGGGCUCAGCUCGGGGCCUCCUCGUGACUGUUCCCACAGCUCAGGCAGUGGCAUCUGAGAUGGGCCUGGCGACUGUGGCGGGGGCGCGUCCUGCGGUUGCAGGUGGCUCAGCGGUUACAGCCUUUAACAAGUGGCACCAGUGUCUGGCAGCCAGGGGCCUGAGGGCCAAAGCCAGCAGCAGCAUGAGGCCCUGGAGCAAGGCAGGCCUCAGGAGGCCCGGAAGCAGGCCGGAAGCUGCCAGAGCCCCAGCACUGGGUGGACCUGGGGCGGAGAAGGGGGCCCAGCUGCAGCUGUGACAUGUUCUCAUGGAAAGGAAAACAAAUCGGAGCUCCACCCAU
Messenger RNA from Dama dama (fallow deer), 4485 nucleotides. It is a transcript of the gene C14H1orf167, whose product is annotated as chromosome 14 C1orf167 homolog. The record is from RefSeq and is a predicted model, not a curated record. The transcript has 19 exons. Lineage: Eukaryota; Metazoa; Chordata; Mammalia; Artiodactyla; Cervidae. Bases 1 to 4443 code for a protein of 1480 amino acids.